AUGAACGGAAUGGGGCUUGUAUUGUGGCAUUCAUUGUUUCUCUUCUUAAGUUUGGUUUCCACGUCAUGGAGUUUGAAUUCAGAUGGUCGCGCCCUUCUUGCUCUGUCCAAAAAUCUCAUAUUGCCUAGUUCCAUAAAGUCAAGUUGGAAUGCUUCUGAUACAACCCCAUGUAACUGGACUGGAAUUAGUUGUGAUGAAAGGAACAAUGUGGUUUCUCUUGACCUAACAUCGUCUGGAGUUUCUGGUUCAUUAGGAGUUCAAAUAGGUCUUCUAAAGUACAUACAAGUCAUCAUUUUGCUAAACAAUAGCAUAUCUGGUCCAAUCCCUCAAGAACUGGGCAAUUGUAGCAUGCUUGAACAGUUGGAUCUUUCCAUGAACUUCCUUUCUGGUGAAAUACCAGAAUCACUGUCCAACCUAAAAAAACUAUCAUCAUUCUCGUUGUACACUAACUCCCUCAGUGGGGAAAUACCAGAGGGGUUGUUCAAGAACCAGUUUCUGCAGGACGUGUACCUCCAUGGGAAUAAUCUCAGUGGUUCUAUCCCUUCAUCAGUUGGUGAAAUGACAAGCCUUAGAUCAUUUUGGUUGACGAAGAAUGCAUUAUCUGGAGGUCUGCCAGAUUCAAUUGGCAACUGCACCAAGUUGGAGGAGCUCUAUCUACUGGAUAAUCAGUUGAGCGGGAGCCUUCCAAAAACCUUGAGCUAUGUCAAAGGACUGAAAGUUUUAGAUGCCACUGGAAAUAGCUUUACCGGAGAGAUUGAUUUCAGUUUUGAGAACUGCAAGUUGGAGAUAUUCAUAUUGUCGUUCAAUCAUAUGAGUGGCGGUAUUCCAUCAUGGCUAGGGAAUUGCACUAGCUUGACACAACUUGCACUUGUCGACAACCGUUUCACUGGCCAAAUUCCGGCUUCUCUUGGCCUAUUGAGCAACCUCACCUUGCUUAUGCUUUCUCAAAACUCCUUGUCUGGCUCAAUCCCUCCUGAGAUUGGUAACUGUUGGUUGCUGGAGUGGCUAGAGUUGGAUCAUAACAUGCUCGAGGGCACUGUUCCUAAAGAGCUGGCUAAUCUGAGACACUUGCAGAAGCUCUUUCUUUUCGAGAAUCGCCUGACCGGGGAGUUUCCUGAGGGUAUUUGGAGCAUCCGGUACCUUCAAAGUGUUCUUAUUUACAGCAAUGGUUUUACUGGGAAGCUACCUCUUAAGUUAGCUGAAUUGAAGUUAUUGGAGAACAUCACAUUGUUCGAUAAUUUCUUCACCGGAGUCAUACCCCCGGGUUUGGGUGUUAAUAGCCCUUUACAGCAAAUUGAUUUCACCAACAACAGUUUUACCGGUGGAAUACCUCCGUACAUUUGUUCAAGGAAAAGACUCAGGGUGUUGGUUUUGGGUCUCAAUCAUCUGAAUGGUAGCAUCCCAUCCAAUGUUGCAGAUUGCCCAGGUUUGGAACGAAUCAUUCUCAAAAACAAUGAUCUUACUGGGCCCAUUCCACAUUUUAGAAACUGUGCAGCGCUGGGCUAUAUGGAUUUCAGUCAUAAUUCUUUAAGUGGAGAUAUUCCAGCAAGCUUGGGAAAAUGCAUAAAUACUACAAUGAUAAACUGGUCAGCAAACAAACUUGUUGGUCCAAUACCACCUGAAGUUAGAAACUUGGUGAAUUUGGAAGUUCUUAACCUCUCACAAAACAGUCUACAGGGUGCACUUCCAGCUCAGGUUUCUAGUUGCUCCAAGCUGCUUAUUUUGGAUUUGAGUUUUAACUCUCUGCAUGGUCCGGCACUCACGACAGUAAGCAGCCUGAAGCUUCUCGCACAACUACGGUUGCAGGAGAAUAAAUUCAGUGGGGGCUUACCUGAUUCUCUUUCGCAGUUGGUUAUGCUUCUUGAGCUGCAACUUGGUGGCAACAUUCUUGGAGGCAGAAUCCCUUCGUCGUUAGGAAAGUUGAUCAAACUCAUUGCAUUCAAUCUCAGCAGCAACGGACUGGUGGGUGAUAUUCCAACACCAUUGGGCAAUUUGGUGGAACUGCAAAGUUUAGAUUUGUCAGUUAAUAACCUCACUGGAGCUCUCGGCGCAUUAGGGAGUCUACAUUCAUUGCACGCCUUGAAUCUUUCCUAUAAUAGGUUCAGUGGACCAGUGCCAGAAUAUCUUCUGAAAUUUCUGAACUCCACACCAAGCUCUUUUAAUGGAAAUUCGGGUCUCUGUAUCUCUUGCCGUGACAAUGAUUCUUCUUGCAAGAGAUCUAAUGUGCUGAAACCUUGUGGAGGAUCAGGGAAAAAAGGAAUAAAGCGUCGAUUCAAGGUUGCUCUUAUUAUUCUUGGUUCAUUGUUCAUUGGAGCAGUAGCGGUACUUAUCCUCUGCUGUAUCCUUCUAAAGAAUCGAGAUUCGAAGACAAAAAGUGAGGAGACAAUCAGUAAUUUGCUUGAAGGCUCUUCUUCUAAAUUAAAUGAGAUCAUAGAAAAGACAGAAAACUUUGAUGACAAGUAUAUCAUAGGCGCAGGUGCGCAUGGGACUGUGUACAAGGCAAUAUUGAAUUCAGGGGAGGUCUUUGCCAUAAAGAAGCUUGCGAUUUCAGCGCGCAGCAGCUCCUACAAAAGCAUGAUCAGAGAGCUGAAGACACUUGGUAAAGUUCGGCACAGGAACUUGAUAAAGCUGAAGGAAUUUUGGGUGAGAGGCGACUCUGGGUUCAUACUGUAUGACUUCAUGGAGCAUGGUAGCCUCUAUGAUGUCCUGCACAGGAUCCGGACGCCGAGUCUGGACUGGAGCAUGCGCUAUAACAUAGCUCUUGGAACUGCCCAUGGUCUGGCAUAUCUUCACCAUGACUCUGUCCCUGCGAUCAUUCAUCGAGAUAUUAAGCCAAGCAAUAUAUUGUUAAACAAGGACAUGGUGCCGCGCAUCGCGGAUUUCGGCAUAGCAAAGAUCAUGGAUCAGUGUUCUGCUGCUCCACAGUCCACCGGGGUCGUCGGCACCACUGGAUAUAUGGCACCAGAGCUGGCAUUUUCCACCAGAAACAGUAUCAAGACCGACGUGUACAGCUACGGCGUCGUCCUGCUCGAGCUUAUAACAGGAAAGACGGCGGUGGAUCCCUCAUUCCCGGAGAACAUGGACAUUGUCGCCUGGGUGCCCCACGCCCUGAACGGCGCUGAGCAGAUCGGGCCCGUCUGCGACCCGGCCCUCCUGGACGAAGUGUACAGCACUGUCGAAAUGGAGGAGGUGCGCAAGGUCCUGCGCUUGGCCCUUAGGUGCACAGCGAAGGAGCCGAGUCAACGACCGUCCAUGGUCGACGUCGUGAAGGAGCUGACUGACGCGAGGUUCGCGGGCAUCCCUUCGUCGUCGAAGCAGGGGAAGCCGGGCUCCUCCUCCGGCGGCGGCUCUUCUUGA
Messenger RNA from Triticum turgidum subsp. durum (durum wheat), 3357 nucleotides. The record is from the annotation of a GenBank genome assembly. Lineage: Eukaryota; Viridiplantae; Streptophyta; Magnoliopsida; Poales; Poaceae.